ACAGCCCCUGGGGACAUGGUGGGUGCCGGGUGCCCGUUCCCAGGGCUGCCCUUGGGCACCCCCGAUACCGGGGGGGAUUUAAGGCCGGCGGCCACCCCCGGACACCCUGACCGAGCCGGGAGCACAAUGCUGGGCCUCCUCCUGCUGCUGGUGGCUGGCGGCAGCCGCGCCGCGCUGGUGCCGAACCAGCGGGUGGUCAACGGGGAGGAUGCUGCACCCUAUAGCUGGCCCUGGCAGAUCUCGCUGCAGUACGAGCGGGACGGAACCUUCCGGCACACCUGCGGGGGGAGCCUCAUCGCGCCCCACUGGGUGCUGACGGCCGCGCACUGCAUCUCGUCCUCGCGCACCUACGAGGUGGUGCUGGGCGAGUACGACAUGAGUGCUGGGGAGGGCACCGAGCAGCGCAUCCCCGUGGCCCCCGCCAACAUCUUUGUCCACCCCAAAUGGCGAAGCUCCUGCCUGUCUUGCGGUAACGACAUCGCGCUGCUGAAGCUGCAGCACCCGGCGGUGCUGAGUGCUGAGGUGCAGGUGGUGCAGCUGCCCCCCCCGGACACCGUCCUGCCCGACGGGUACCCCUGUUACCUGAGCGGCUGGGGACGGCUGAGCACGGGGGGGCCGCUGCCCGAUCGGCUGCAGCAGGCGCUGAUGCCUGUGGUGUCCCACGAGCGCUGCACCCAAUCCGACUGGUGGGGCUCCCUCACCAUCCGCCAAACCAUGGUCUGUGCCGGCGGCGCCGAGAAGGCAGGCUGCAACGGCGACUCGGGGGGUCCCCUGAACUGCCAGGGGGCUGAGGGGCAAUGGGAGGUACACGGCAUCGCCAGCUUCGUCUCGUCACUGGGCUGCGACACCCCCAAGAAACCAACCGUCUUCACCCGCGUCUCUGCCUUCGAGGACUGGAUCGCCGAGAUCAUAAGCCAGAACUGAGCGCGGUGACGGUGACAGUGACCUCCCAGCGUGGCAUCGGGCAAAUAAACCCGCAGCUCUGGCA
Molecule: messenger RNA, 988 nt
Organism: Columba livia (rock pigeon)
Lineage: Eukaryota; Metazoa; Chordata; Aves; Columbiformes; Columbidae
Gene: CELA3B
Product: chymotrypsin like elastase 3B
Exons: 9
Coding region: 16-924 (302 amino acids)
Biological process (GO): proteolysis
Molecular function (GO): serine-type endopeptidase activity
Source: RefSeq, a predicted model, not a curated record